UCUCGUCGUUUUAGCCUCAGUUUACUUUUAUCAACACCAGGUGCAGGUUCUAAAGCAAUUUCCAUUAUGAAGCUGCUGAUCUUCGUUCUCGUUUUUGCCGCUUUUGUGGCCAGUGCUUUGGCAUUGCGAAAUGAAAUCUGUGGUCUACCCCAUUCCCGCAAUGGUAAUGGCCCAAUCUCCUGCGAGGCUUAUAUCCCCAGUUGGUCAUACGAUUCCGGUAACAAUGAGUGCAUCAAGUUCAUCUACGGCGGCUGCGGUGGCAACGACAAUCGUUUCGAUUCUAAGGAGAAUUGUGAAGACAAGUGUUUGCAAUAAACAUUGAGUGAAACGAAAA
Drosophila rhopaloa is the source of this 334-nucleotide messenger RNA. Its product is annotated as male accessory gland serine protease inhibitor-like. The record is from RefSeq and is a predicted model, not a curated record. The transcript has 2 exons. Lineage: Eukaryota; Metazoa; Arthropoda; Insecta; Diptera; Drosophilidae. Bases 67 to 315 code for a protein of 82 amino acids. Gene Ontology annotation, molecular function: serine-type endopeptidase inhibitor activity.